UCUGGUUUACUCUUCAUAAUGGCAUUUAUGUUAUAAUUACACCAUCUUCUGCAUUACCAAGUCAUUAUGGCCCUUAAGGAAGAUAGCUUGUGCCAAUUAUGUCUGUGAAGGGUACAAGUCCAAGGAAGUUGGAGUGAUUACAAGAUGCAUCCGAGGUGGCAACCGUUGUGCUGCAGCUGACUAGAUGCUUCUCAUGUGGCCCCAGUGUCUGCAGGUUUACUGCUUACUUGUGUUAAAAGUUUUAAAAGUGCCAGAAUAAAUAGAUAAGAGCACAGUAAAUAAAUCAGGCUGGGUCUUAGUGAAAAAGAGAGGCCAAGCCAUAUUUGAAGUGGGUUGGGCCACAGUAUGGACUCUGCGCGGCUGCCUACUGACACGCGCAACAUCCCCCACAUGCAGCUCUUCCAUCACUUGAAGCAGAAAUUUCCUGACCUGAAGGACAAUGAUGUCAAUGAAAGCAUUCAGAAGGUACAUCAGGACCUGCAGUGGUGGCCCCUUCAGACUCAUGGCCAGCUCUACGGCACACAACUCCAGUGUCCAGUCGUUUGCCUUCACCAGCAGCUUGAACUGCGGCAGUAUGGGCUUGACCGUGAACGUUGUGAAGAAGAGCUGUCUCAGAAGGCAAACAUCCAUCAUGGCGGUUAUUAUGGCCCAUGGGGUCGUUCUAGCAGUGGAUUGUCGUCACCCUCACAUUCACGGGUCACCUCCCCUAUUCGAACAGGAAUACCAUCCACACCUACCACACCUGUUAUUACUACAACCACUCCAACUACUCAAAUGUUGCAUCACUCUACUGCAACACACCAUGUAUUUGGACCAUUACAGUCGAGUGGAUACCUAGUGUAUAGUUAUGGCCCUGGAAUGGUAGCAGGUCCAGGGCCAGUUUACACAUCACCCAUCACAACUACUGUACCUACUAGCCCUGUGUUUUACCAACCACCAAUCAAUAGUCCAAUAAGUUAUGGGUGGCACCCAUCUGUUUCUAAUGGACUUAGGGCAGCGGGUAUACAGCCACCUCCAAGACACUUACAAGGGGGCUGCAGUAGACAGGACACUCCAUAUUGUUCUCAUGAAUCUUCAAAGUCUCGUUCCAGUACGCCAGUUAUGCCUAAUUCAGCACCAGUUGUACCUAAUUCCUUUGACCCAUUCAGUGGUUAUGAAACUAAAGAUCCACCAGAACGUCGAAAAAGUGCGGAUACCUUUUAUGGAGGAAGAAGAGGACUUUCUUAUAAUUUACAGGAAAUGGAACAACAAUUUGAAAGAUUAAGUAAUAGUCCACAUCAUUCCUCAAAUACUCUAUUAAAUAAUAUCAUAGACUCUCCCUCAUCUCCAUCAGCAACAACCACAACAGUAACAACCACGACCAGCAACUGUACAAAUCCGGGAAACACCAGUGGUGGCGGCAGCAGCAGCAGCAGUCGACCUCCACCAGCACUGGUGCAAGAACAGAUUAUACGCAAGCAAAAGUUGGAGGCAGAGUUGGCAAAGCAAAUUGAAGAGAAAAGUACAUUACAGACCGAGGUAGAAAUGAUGAUACGGGAAUUAAAUGCUAGGGAGCAACAACGUAAACUUAACGCCGACACUAAUACUCUGAGAAUUGAAGAAGUACAACGGGAAAAUCAGCGAUUACAAUCUGAGUGCUAUGAAAUGGAAAAUAAAAUUUUACGCCUUGCACCCGACAUGGAAUCGGAAGGAUACUCAAACUUGCCCUCCGCCCAACCUUACAAUGAAGUGCCUGCAGCCUCUCAGCUAACUAGAGCAAGUUCUGGAUCAAGUUUGGGCAGUGGAACAGGCUCGCCACAGACACCACAGACACCCCUCAUACCUCACAUGACUCACAUACCCCAUACAUCACAUGCUCCUUAUAUUCCACCUCGACCUGCUGCUCCACCACCGCCACCACCACCGCCACCACCACCGCCAACUUCAGUCCCCAAUCAUAGUUACCAUGAAUUUCAGGGAGUGCACAGUGAAACAGUAGAUGAGAUUGGUCCAAAGUGGGGAUGUACCAAGUGCACCUUCAUCAAUCAUCCAGAUAUGAACAAGUGCGAGAUGUGCGACUAUCCACGCUUCACCAUAGGUACGACUCCUUACCAUCAUGCAGCUCUUCCCCCAAACCACCAGGGCCCCUGCUACUGUCACCGCCAUCAUACUCCAGGUUCUGUUGCAGGUUCCAUAGGGGCAGCUGCUGCUUACUCACCUCAGCGCUCCUGCUCCUCUCUUCCAUCACUUAAUAACAAACCAAGCUUAGCUAACAUUCUUAAAGAAAAGCUAAUUGGGAUGCGUGAUCGUUCUGACAGUGUAUGAUAGUAUAUCAGCUUGACCAUAAUAAUGUAUUGUGAUUUGAAUAUUAUUUUAAUUCUAAUCCUACAUAAUCUUCCUAAUUCUCCUUGCUACGUACAGUAUAUCAUUUUCCUUGUACUAAUACACUAUCGGAUACAUCUUAUAGUUUCUUUAACAUAGCUAUUAAUAUUAUUCUAAUUCCACUUACAUGGGAUGCAGCAAGUGCAUUAAACCUUACAGAAUAUAAAAAAAUAAGUAAAAUAAAUAGUAGAUAGCUUAAGCAAUAAUUAUAACCUAAAAUGCAUGUUACGGUCAAAAUUCUUCAGUAUUAGAAAUGUAUAUAUAUAUUAAGAAGUAUCUUAGUCACUGAAGUAUCUUAUAUUUUGUCUUCCAUUAAUUGUAAAAUUGUCAUUAUGAGAAAUAAUGCAUGCAUUUGUGGAUGUACAUGUGGCAAAGGAGAGGGAUUUACAGAGAGUGAUGGUUUAGUAUGUGAGGAUCUCAACACAAUGCAUGGGAGAUGAAACUCUCACAUAAGAAAAUGUUGAGGAUACAAACAAAGAUUGACACAUUAAAUUUUACGAAUGUGAUACCAAACAAUGACAAUGCAUCUGACAAAUCCAUAAUCCUAAUUGACUUUAUAUGAGCAUGCUAGCAAUGACUUUUUCACUGUCCCAGGUCCAGAUGCACACAACUCCAUAUUUGUAAAAAAAAAAAAAAAAAAAAAAAAAAAAGCCUUAAAUAGCCUAUGGAGAUAUGUAGACAGGUGUCAUCCCACAAUCACUAAACCAUGAUAUGUAGUCUACCCUUUAAGAAGUGGCAGCAGAGUAGUAAAAAAAAACUAGAUUUAUAA
Messenger RNA from Cherax quadricarinatus, 3130 nucleotides. Lineage: Eukaryota; Metazoa; Arthropoda; Malacostraca; Decapoda; Parastacidae. The record is from RefSeq and is a predicted model, not a curated record.